Molecule: messenger RNA, 1348 nt
Organism: Alternaria rosae
Lineage: Eukaryota; Fungi; Ascomycota; Dothideomycetes; Pleosporales; Pleosporaceae
Exons: 2
Coding region: 317-1102 (261 amino acids)
Source: RefSeq, a predicted model, not a curated record
UGGACUUGGCAGCAACGACGGGACCCUUGCAGGCUCAGUGCACUCAGCACCAAACUCCAACACCUGGCUGUCCCCCACAUGUCGCAAUCACAAUACAGAAAGAUGACAUGUCUGCCGAGCCAUGGGAGUUCAUAUCGCAGAGUACAUGGAUUGAAUCCCACGAAGAUGCAGCGCGCCUUCACGUGCCCUCGCGAUCGCCAACCGUCUUAGUCAUGACGUAGCGGCAGUCACUUUGCCUCCUGUCGUCUCUUACGAACCUCACGUGUAGACAUCCGGAAGUCCUCUCAUACACCAUAGUUCACCCUUUUGUUUCAUCAUGUCUGAAGCAUGCUGUACCUGCGCUGCGCUGCUAUCCUCUAUUCCCCCAACCUACGAUGAGAAGACCGAAAAGCCGUCGCAGUUCGAGCGCAGACUUGACUGCUGCGGGCGUGCCAUAUGCGCCAGAUGCUUAACGGAUAACCCUAGAUUUCAGAAUUAUUGCCCAUACUGCCAGAUAGCGACAGGACCCUCAGCACUACCACCACAAGGUCUCCGCGAUCCUCCUACGUAUUCGCCACCGGGCGAGCAAGUCGACGACGAACUACCACCAUACUCAGCAGGCAACGCGCUGCAACCACUAUCUGAGAAGUCGAGGACAGACGCCGAGGACGCUCCUGAUGUUCUACACUUUGUCGACCAGAACAACGACUCGAUCUUAUCGCUAUCGCUCCGAUAUGGUGUGCCUGCCGACGCCUUACGCCGAACGAACAACUUAUAUGCGGAUCAUCUACUAGCGGCGCGUAGGACGGUACUCAUACCGGGAGAGUUCUACAAAGGUGGGGUUAGUCUAAGCCCCAGGCCGUUAGAGGGCGAGGAGGAAGAGAUCAAAAAGACAAAGCUACGGAAGUUUAUGGUUAAAUGCAAGGUCGCGGAAUACGACGUUGCACUCCUUUAUCUCGAACAAGCCAGCUACAACCUCGAACAGGCGAUCACUGCGUACAAGGCCGACGAGGAUUGGGAGAAGACGCAUUCUCUAGAGGCCGCGAAGAAGGGCAAGGCAAAAGAGUCGCAAGGCUCAGGGCGGCGGAAGUGGGGCUUUGGAGGCCUCACAGGUCAACUUUGAUAGCGCUUCCGAGCCGACUCUCCGCUCAUGGCGUUUCGCGGCGCUCUGACAACUUGGUAGCUUGGGUAUUACCAUCGCAAUCAGCGAGCUUGUGUAGAUGUUUCAAAUGGUCAGUAACAAUAUCAUGUCACGCAGACGUUGGAGACUCUUUGUGGUGAGGAUGCCAAAAUGCAUAGUACAUCGUUCAUCUCUCCCAACAAUAAACAUGAGCAUAGCAGUUCGAACGAUUCAUGAACUUCCAUUAGC